Cricetulus griseus (Chinese hamster) is the source of this 2148-nucleotide messenger RNA. NCBI's taxonomy places the organism in Eukaryota, Metazoa, Chordata, Mammalia, Rodentia, Cricetidae. The record is from RefSeq and is a predicted model, not a curated record.
AUGGACACCUCAUCCAAGAAAAACUCCCAUUUGUUCCACAAAACUCCAGCACGACCCGUCAGAAGGCAAUCCCUUAAAGUGGGGUGUCCAUCCCCAGAGGAAGCACGACCGUGCUGUGGCGAACUCAAGGUGUUCUUGGGUGCCUUGUCUUUUGUUUACUUUGCCAAAGCACUGGCAGAAGGCUAUCUGAAGAGCACCAUCACUCAGAUAGAGAGAAGGUUCGAUAUCCCUUCCUCUCUGGUGGGAAUAAUUGAUGGUAGCUUUGAAAUCGGGAAUCUCCUGGUCAUCACAUUUGUUAGCUACUUUGGUUCCAGACUUCACAGGCCGAAAAUCAUCGGAGCGGGCUGCCUGGUCAUGGGAGUUGGCACAAUGCUCAUUGCGAUGCCGCAGUUCUUCAUGGAGAAGUACAGAUAUGAGAAAUAUGAGAAGUAUUCUCCCUCCUCCAACCUUACUCCCAAUGUCUCUCCAUGCCACCUAGAGCUCAGCAGUCUGUCGCCAAGCUCAGUCAUGGGAAAAUCACAAAACAAAAUAAAUGAUGAAUGUGAAGGGGAUGCCAGCUCCUCCAUGUGGGUUUAUGUCUUCCUGGGAAAUCUUCUGCGAGGAUUAGGGGAAACUCCCAUCCAACCCCUUGGCAUCGCCUAUCUGGAUGAUUUUGCCAGUGAAGACAAUGCUGCCUUCUACAUUGGAUGUGUUCAGACAGUGGCAAUUAUCGGGCCCAUUUUUGGCUUCCUCUUGGGUUCACUAUGUGCCAAACUGUAUGUUGACAUUGGCUUUGUGAAUCUAGACCACAUCACCAUCACCCCAAAGGAUCCCCAGUGGGUGGGGGCCUGGUGGCUUGGUUACCUAAUAGCAGGACUCCUAAGUCUCCUUGCAGCUGUGCCUUUCUGGUGCUUACCCAAGACCCUACCAAGAUCUCAAGGUAGAGAGGACCCUGGAUCCUCAUCUGAGAAGUCCAAGUUCAUCAUAGAUGACCCUAUCAGUUACCAAAUGGCCCCUGGAGAGGAAAUGAAAAUGGUGGAAAUGGCAAGAAAUUUUCUUCCAUCACUGAAGACUCUUCUUAGAAAUCCAGUAUAUAUCCUAUACCUGUGUGCAAGCACUGUUCAGUUCAAUUCUCUGUUUGGCAUGGUGACAUAUAAACCAAAGUACAUUGAGCAGCAAUAUGGGCAGUCAUCCUCCAAGGCCAACUUUUUCAUUGGGCUCAUCAACAUUCCUGCAGUGGCCCUUGGAAUAUUCUCUGGAGGAAUAGUUAUGAAGAAAUUCAGGCUGGGUGUGUUUGAAGCUACAAAACUCUACUUGGGAUCAUCUGUCUUUGGCUACCUCCUCUUCCUCUCUCUGUUUGCCCUGGGAUGUGAAAAUCCUGGUGUGGCCGGACUGACUGUAUCUUACCAAGGAACCAAACCUGUCUCUUAUCAUGAACGAGCUCUCUUUUCAGAUUGCAACUCAAGAUGUAAAUGUUCAGAGUCAAAAUGGGAGCCCAUGUGUGGGGACAAUGGGAUCACCUAUGUGUCAGCUUGUCUUGCUGGUUGUCAAUCGUCCAGUCAGAGUGGAAAGAACAUUAUAUUUUCUAACUGCACUUGUGUGGGACUUGCAGCCCCUACAUCAGGAAACUGGUCAGGAAUGAUGGGCAGAUGUCAGAAAGAUAAUGGAUGUCCCCAAAUGUUCCUGUAUUUCCUGGUGAUUUCAGUCAUCACGUCAUAUACGUUAUCUUUAGGUGGCAUACCUGGGUAUAUACUGCUCCUGAGGUGCAUUCAACCACAGCUUAAGUCUUUUGCUCUGGGUAUAUACACCUUAGCAGUAAGAGUUCUUGCAGGAAUCCCAGCUCCUGUGUAUUUUGGUGUUUUGAUUGACACUUCAUGCCUCAAAUGGGGAUUUAAAAAAUGUGGAAGCAGAGGCUCCUGCAGACUGUAUGACUCACAUGCCUUCAGACACAUAUACCUGGGAUUAACUACGCUCCUUGGAACAGUGUCCAUUUUCCUAAGCAUGGCUGUGCUUUUUGUUUUAAAGAGAAAGUAUGUUUCAAAACACAGCAGCUUCAUAACCACAAGAGACAAAGCAGUGGUAUCUUCAACCUUCAGGAAGGAAACAUCUGUUGCAAGGGUUCAUGUGCCACAGCCCAAGUACUGGCCAGGCAAGGAGACACGACUUUAG